Molecule: messenger RNA, 518 nt
Organism: Triticum dicoccoides
Lineage: Eukaryota; Viridiplantae; Streptophyta; Magnoliopsida; Poales; Poaceae
Exons: 5
Coding region: 18-518 (166 amino acids)
Source: RefSeq, a predicted model, not a curated record
UCCAGUGAUUGAGGAACAUGUCGGAAAAGAAUCUAGACGCGGAAAGGAUGAAUCGCGAAGGUGGCGCUGAUGCUUGGGGUUCUCAAAGGCCAGAAACACCGCCUUGGGAUGCAGCAGAGUAUAGUCAACUCAUCUCUGCAGGGCCGUUGCUGCCACUACUAGAACAGUAUGCAGGCGUAGGUUCUUAUGACCAAAACACUCUCAGGGGGGCCCCAUGGCAAGUUCAGUCACAAGGCGCUAACACUGACAUAUUUACGGGCAACCAACCUCAACUAGCUAGCAUGGCUAAUCAAGGGCCUUCAUGCAGCACGUGGCAUCAGCCAGCACCCAUGUACCUGCCAUCGACGUCAUACACAGCGUAUUACGCUGGUGGUGACACGGCAAUCGUCCCGUGGCAAGCUUCACAAAUUGCAGGUGGAGCACGACAUUUUGGUGUCACAGACCACACAAGAUGGCCAAAUGCAGCACAACAAGGCAAAACAAUAGUUGCCAUGUUUGUUGAACAGUACCUGCCAUGA